AUGCUGUUCCCAGGCGGCGCGGACGGGCGCGACGCCCAUUCACGCCUGGCGCCUUCCAUGCCCUCGCUCGUUCGAUUGCCCUUCCGGUACCACGGCAGGCUAGAGGAUCGAACAUCCUCCAACAGAAGCCGCUCAGUUAGAAAGCACGAGUGCAAGACCUGGGGAGAGAUCGCGGAAGGUGCCGAGGAUGUCGCGAAGGCUACUGUUGACAAGACGCUGAACACAGGCAAGGCAGCUUUAAAGAUUGUCAGGAAAAGCACAGCUGAGUCACCAACAAAAACUGGACCAGCAACAAGACAGAGGACCUGUACAGGCAGAGUCUCUCUCCUUGAGAAGUCAAGUUUGCUUGAGGGACUGGUUUGGAGGGGCAUCAGGGUACCGGCAGGAGGUGCGAUCAGUGGUGUAAGCGCACAGGCGAGAGGAUGA
Molecule: messenger RNA, 426 nt
Organism: Ostreobium quekettii
Lineage: Eukaryota; Viridiplantae; Chlorophyta; Ulvophyceae; Bryopsidales; Ostreobiaceae
Source: the annotation of a GenBank genome assembly